UCGCAAAUUGGCCUACAACCGGAGUUAUAUUCACCAAUUCUCUAUCUAAGUGAGAAAAGGGUUUCAGAAGCGGGGUCGCGAAUCGGCAACUGGAGUCCUCUAUAUCAAUAGAAGGAGCGGGGCUGAAAGAAUCUCAGAGACAGAUAGCUGAGUAAUACACGAACAAAAAUAUGCAAGACGAGAUCAUCGGGAUAAAACCAGAAAUGGAAGCAACAUCGGGAACUGGAGGCGGAGGUAGCAUCUGGAGUGAUGGAUCCACAAACCUGACAAACGUCAUCAGAGGACUCCCCAAGUUCGAUGGAACGAAACCAGAGGUCUUCAACGACUGGAUGAAGAAAUUGGGUGUGGUCGUCGGCGUUACUCGGAGGGAUAUCAUGCCACUUCUCGAGGGAAUGCGCAGGCCUGAUCCCUCGGACACCACCUUCGCCGCAUACGACAGAACAAACGAAGACCUCUACGCAUACGCAAUCCCAUUCUGCCUCGUAGAACUGCCGGCUGCACUAACCGGCAAACUGGACGACCUGGAAAGGACGGUCAUGGAGCCAGGAGAGAACCCGAACGAUUUUUUCAACAAGAAACACCGCCUCCACUCUCAACUAGAGAAAUUGGGGGAAACCAUCUCCGAUCGCCGCUUCAAGGACAUUUGUGUGCAAGGUUUCUCCGAGGACUACAAGGACAUGAAGAUCAUGGUUUUCCGCGACCCAUCAUUCGACGAACAACAGAUCCAAGCCACCAUGCGCAACAUCUUCCUUGACGAGCAAAUGCGCAAGAGAACCAAGGGCCGAAUCGCUGGACGCGGAUUCGCCAUGGCUACCAAGACAUCUGGCCCCAUCUGCUUCGAGUGCAACGAACCGGGACAUGUCAGGAGGAACUGUACCAAUCGCCACCGGAAGGCCAUGUGGCAAAGAAACCGAAGCCUGCGGGAGCAACCAAGUGGUGCUCCGUCCAUAACAUCACUACUACACACUCCAACGAAGAGUGUUACAGCCAAGGAGCCAAGCGACCAGAACGCACGGGCAAGGCUUUCUCCGCAUGCCUUCACUGCACCGUCCAACCCUCUUCCGUAG
Messenger RNA from Ectocarpus sp. CCAP 1310/34, 1067 nucleotides. NCBI's taxonomy places the organism in Eukaryota, Phaeophyceae, Ectocarpales, Ectocarpaceae. The record is from the annotation of a GenBank genome assembly.